Messenger RNA from Linum trigynum, 5124 nucleotides. The record is from the annotation of a GenBank genome assembly. Lineage: Eukaryota; Viridiplantae; Streptophyta; Magnoliopsida; Malpighiales; Linaceae.
CAAGCCAUUAAAUGAGCUUGUUCUUUCGAGCUGAACAUGAUAUGACUCGAGUUCGGCUCGUUUAGUUAACAAGUUUGUUCACAAGCCAGCUCGAUUAAGAUGAAUCGAGUAUCUAACGAGUUUUUGUCGUAUCGAAUACCGAGUCGUUAAUGAGCCACUUGGUUCAUUAACAACCCUGGUUCAGAGUACAUAAUAUAGAUCCAUGGAUCAAAGUCAUGGAAUCCAAGCACCAAGAAUGAACCAUCAAGAGUAGGCCAAUCUAUCUAUCUAUCUUCUAUCUAUCUAAUAUAUGGAGAUUCUGCGGAGAGAGUGAAUUAAAAUAAAUAUUGGGAGCCUGACCGCAACUCACGGAAGGACAUAUGUGUCUUUUCCAUUAUAUAUUAUCUCAUCGAGUGAGUUUAUAGAGUUGCAUAAUUAUGUAUUUGGUUGGCCAUCCAUUUAUUAGCUUCAUUCCAAAGACUAUCCGAUCAACGCUAGAUUAAUUUCUCUUUCUUUUUUUAGGUAACGAUAAAAAAUAUAUGAGAUCAUACUACCUUAGAUUUAGGUUUGUGAUGUAUAGUUUUCUUUUACUAUAGCGGCAAAUCGACAACUCCCUUUGCUUUAUUUUUUUUAUAAAUUCGCUUGGUUUUUAUAAAUAUUAGUGAGAGAGUUAUAUUAUUACCACUGCCACAAUUCUCAAGAGCUAUAUAUAAGAGAUUUUCAAUUUCUCGCAAAUUUAGCGAACUAUAUCUCAUUCAUUUUCACUAUAAGUUUAAAUGGGUAAGAAAAACCAUAUUAAUUGAAACUUUUCAAAGAAAAGUCAAAGAAAACUAUGACAGAAUAUAUUUAUAAGAAUUUACAACAACAUCAAUGACAAUAGCAGUUAGGUAACAAUCUACCUCUACUUUUUUUUGUUUUUAACUUCAAGUCCCAAAAUUUUGAGGUUGCAUUGCACCCAUCACCUAUGCAUAUAUGAAUCCAGGCAAACAGGGGUAUGGCGAUAGAGGGAUCUCUAGCUUCAUCAAAUGUCUUGAUUUUUCUCUAACAUGCAGUAGUUAAAGAAAAAUUCCUACAAUAAAAAUUCCAAAAAACACAAGUUUGGAUUAGAUCGGCGCCCAUGUCAUGUCAGCGAUUGAUGAACAUGAUCACGGAUAGAAAAGCAGUCAACCACUUCAUUACUCAAAUCUUAGCGUUUUGCAGUUAAAUAUUGAACUUCAUAGCGAUGAACGUUGUUCGCAUUCGUGCAGAUGAGACAAUGUGGAUCACUCCAAUGAACGACGCUUGGCGGUUGAUCACUUGGCUUAGAGUUAGAGGAGAUCCAAUAUAGAGGAUUCUGAAUGGCUCGUUCAUAUGGUAAGUUGCGUCUAUGACUAUGAUCGAUGACCCACACCAUAAAAGUUUUCUUUGAAUUUGUGAUACGACCUUCCUCCUCUCAAAGCUCUUGACGGAUCUUUGCCCGACCUCUGUCAAAAAUGGAUGAAGAUGCUUUAAUGGUACCUACUCAUUUGUCCUAUUAUAACCUCGCACUGCAGGCUGAAAUAAGCUAGUAAAUAAAUGGUUAAUGUAUUAUGUUAUGUUUAGAGUAGGGGAUCCGAUCCGAGCUUUACCAUAGUUCAUGCUCGACUCGUUAAAAUAUUUUCAAACUCGAGCUUGGCUCGCCAAUAAGGUUAACGAGUUCAAUAUCGAGUCCAGCUUAUAAAAUGUUCGUGAUUGCUCAAGAUUGAGCUAGAACUGAGUACAAUAUUACAUUCAAACCUGUAGCAAAGUCUAGCAAACUAAAACACAAUAUUUAUCCCAAUUUCAAUAUAUAAAGUCCAUGAAUUCCAAUUCGUUCUUAUGUCAAGCCAUUAAAUGAGCUUGUUCUUUCGAGCUGAACAUGAUAUGACUCGAGUUCGGCUCGUUUAGUUAACAAGUUUGUUCACAAGCCAGCUCGAUUAAGAUGAAUCGAGUAUCUAACGAGUUUUUGUCGUAUCGAAUACCGAGUCGUUAAUGAGCCACUUGGUUCAUUAACAACCCUGGUUCAGAGUACAUAAUAUAGAUCCAUGGAUCAAAGUCAUGGAAUCCAAGCACCAAGAAUGAACCAUCAAGAGUAGGCCAAUCUAUCUAUCUAUCUUCUAUCUAUCUAAUAUAUGGAGAUUCUGCGGAGAGAGUGAAUUAAAAUAAAUAUUGGGAGCCUGACCGCAACUCACGGAAGGACAUAUGUGUCUUUUCCAUUAUAUAUUAUCUCAUCGAGUGAGUUUAUAGAGUUGCAUAAUUAUGUAUUUGGUUGGCCAUCCAUUUAUUAGCUUCAUUCCAAAGACUAUCCGAUCAACGCUAGAUUAAUUUCUCUUUCUUUUUUUAGGUAACGAUAAAAAAUAUAUGAGAUCAUACUACCUUAGAUUUAGGUUUGUGAUGUAUAGUUUUCUUUUACUAUAGCGGCAAAUCGACAACUCCCUUUGCUUUAUUUUUUUUAUAAAUUCGCUUGGUUUUUAUAAAUAUUAGUGAGAGAGUUAUAUUAUUACCACUGCCACAAUUCUCAAGAGCUAUAUAUAAGAGAUUUUCAAUUUCUCGCAAAUUUAGCGAACUAUAUCUCAUUCAUUUUCACUAUAAGUUUAAAUGGGUAAGAAAAACCAUAUUAAUUGAAACUUUUCAAAGAAAAGUCAAAGAAAACUAUGACAGAAUAUAUUUAUAAGAAUUUACAACAACAUCAAUGACAAUAGCAGUUAGGUAACAAUCUACCUCUACUUUUUUUUGUUUUUAACUUCAAGUUCAUUCAUUACAGAAAAACACUGUAACCAAGAAUCUCUAUAUUUUUUAACUUUAGGAUUAAAUGUGAGUUGUAGACAACAUUUGUUUAAUCUAAAUUAUUGUCCUAUAUCGUGAGGGAGCUAGAUUUUUUGAAAUGUCUAUUGAGAAACUACUCAAAGACAGUGACAAAAUGAGAGAGCAUUCACCUUCUCAUCCCAUACAAACCGAGAGCAUGAAGUUAAAGAUCAAGCUCACCGAUUACAACAUCGCAAACCUCAUAAGUGGGUACACAAUUUUGAAGAUAAUGAAGUAUGAAGAAGAGCAAUCUCAGACAAAAUUUAUGAUAUUUACUGGGUAAAUUUCAGUUCUUGAAAAUGGAUUUUUUUCAAUUAAAAUAAUUUUGCCAUUAAAUUUUUGCAUUCCAUGAAAUGUAAGAGAAGAAGGAAGAGUAUACUAAUAGCAGAAAAUGUCAAACUCCCAAGUUUCUAUACGACAGAGAGACAUUUGGUCUUGCUCAAGUUGGCCAUCAAAUCCGGCACUGGUAAAGGGCGGCGGCGGGAGCAGGUUCGGCGGGCAGGAGGGUUUCUGCACGGCUCUUCUCCACACAAACGCACAACGGUGGUGCUCGAUCUCCGACGAACAACAAUUGGUGACGCGACCCUCUUCUCCCAGCAGUUGGCGACGCGAUCAUCUUCUCCCGCGAACAACAGUUGGUGACCCGAUCAUCUCCGUCUGUGCUUCCGGCAACUGGCGCCAGAGACUUCGGCCACCCUGUACUCGGCCGCUAGCCUGCUACCCAUCCACUCUACUGUGUUGGAAUUGUCUUGAGGUGUAAGCUAUUGUCUCCUUAAAUCGAACUCAAUUGAUGUUGUAAUGUUUAUUUUUAAGCAAAUACGAGAGAAGAUAAAUAUGAAUAUUAGAUCUAUCUGGUUACGUUGGAGGUCAGACUUCAAAUUUGGGUUCCCACAAUAUUUACACAAAAACGAAAGAGGGAAAUAAAAGAGGAUUGAUCGACGAAAGGAUGCUGAUUGAUUGGGAAGCUGGGCAGAGUUGACAUGCGGAGAAGAAGAGGCUGUCGGAGGACGGAGGCACAAUCGGAGGAGAAGAGGUUCGCGCAGUAGAUUCACCAAACCGUCAAUCGUAUAGAAACCCUCCUGCCCGCCGCCGUCGUUUACCAGUGCCGGCCCGACUUGAGGAAGACCAAACGUCUGCCUGUCGUAGAGAAAUUUAAGAGUUUGUAGGUUAUAAUUUUUAAUUCAUUUGGUUAGGGAAAAGAAAUAACUAAAUAAAUAUUAGGAGUUAAUGAGGGGUAAUUGGGUCUUUUUACAGUCCAUUAGACGGUCAUUUAACAGAAAUUUAGACGGAAGGGUAUGUUCGUUACGUUUUAAUACUAGAAGGGUACGCGCAUGCAAAACAUUGUAGAGGGGUACGUUUGUUAAUUUGCAAAAGUAGAAGGAUAUAAAAUGCUAUUAACCCAAUUAAUUACUAUUACUAGUAUGAGGCCCGGCCGAUUGGCCAGAUCGUCAUUUUUGUGAAUAAUGUUUUAUUUUGUCAAAUAAGAUACAUUUACAUUUUCAUCUGUUUAAAAUAAUGAAUUAACAUCUCUUCAUUUUAGUUAGGAAAAUUGUUAUAAUUUUCAUAAUAAAAUAUGCAAUUGGAUAACUCAUAAAUACACAGACAAAAGAAAUUAAAAUUUCAAGAUAAUUUUUUUUUAUCUCCACCUUAAUAACUUUUUCACUAAUGAAUAAAAUUGCCAAUGGUAUACACGCUUAAUCAAAAAUUGAUUUUUAUCUCCCGUUGUCAUUUUUCACAUUUUUUCACUCCACUGUGUUGUAUCCUAUAACAAAACGAAUCUUAUUAGGCUAAUUUGGCCCUGUUAUAUCUUUUACAAAAACAGCUUAGAGCUGUAACCUUUUAGAGAAGUAUUUAAAAAAUAAUUGAGUGUUAUGCUAAUAAACAAUUAAAAUUAUUUUUGUAUAUCAAAGGAGAUUUGAAAUUACUAAAACAAUUCUGAUAUUAAAUGUAAAUAAAAAAUAUUCAAAAUGGAUCAUGUUGGAUUUCUUUUAUAUUUUAUGUUAGCUUUUAAAUAAUAUAAAAGAAAAAAAAAUUUAAUUUGAAAAAAAUCAUUGUGAUAAUAAUCUUGUAUUCUUAAAAUAAAUUUUUGUAGAAGCUCCAAAUCGAAUUUUAUACUUUUUUGUUGUACAAUACACUUUUUGACUUUUUCAAUAAAUGAAGGGUUAUAGGUGUUUGAUCCGGUUUCAACUUUUAAAACACAAAGACAUGCCAAAUAUUGUUGUUUAUUCAAAACCUCAUUUUUAUUGAUAUAUAGAAAACUCAAUUUCUGUACCCAUUGAAAAUCCAAUUCUUAUUAUCUAUUAAGGAUCCGUCUAAGUUCAAUAAUACACGAUAAGCUUUUGA